Teleopsis dalmanni is the source of this 716-nucleotide messenger RNA. RefSeq names its product 60S ribosomal protein L26 (gene RpL26). The record is from RefSeq and is a predicted model, not a curated record. The transcript is spliced from 2 exons. Gene Ontology annotation, cellular component: ribosome; cytosolic large ribosomal subunit. Gene Ontology annotation, molecular function: structural constituent of ribosome; RNA binding. Gene Ontology annotation, biological process: ribosomal large subunit biogenesis; cytoplasmic translation. The coding region runs from base 118 to 567 and encodes 149 amino acids. NCBI's taxonomy places the organism in Eukaryota, Metazoa, Arthropoda, Insecta, Diptera, Diopsidae.
UUCCGCUGAAUGUCAUAGCCUGACACAUUUGUCAGCUACUUCCGACGUGUGAACUGUCAAAUUCCUUCUUUUUCGUUGUUUUUACGAUAGUUGUUUGGUAGAACACAACGCCACAAUAUGAAAACAAACAGAUUCGUUUCAUCUUCACGCAGGAAGAAUCGUAAGCGUCAUUUCCAAGCUCCAUCCCAUAUUCGUCGUCGUUUGAUGUCAUCUCCUCUCUCAAAGGAAUUGCGUCAAAAAUAUAACGUACGUUCAAUGCCCAUACGUAAAGAUGAUGAAGUGCAAGUAGUACGUGGUCAUUUCAAAGGCAACCAAGUUGGUAAAGUUGUACAAUCCUAUCGUAAAAAAUUUGUCGUUUAUAUCGAAAAGAUUCAACGUGAAAAUGCCAAUGGCACAAACGUUUAUGUUGGUAUACAUCCAUCCAAGUGUUUAAUUGUUAAAUUGAAAUUGGAUAAGGAUCGUAAGGCAAUUUUGGAUCGCCGUGCUAAGGGACGCUUGGCUGCUUUGGGCAAGGACAAGGGCAAAUACACAGAAGAAACUGCGGCGCAACCAAUGGAGACUGCAUAAAUGCAUAAUUAGUCUACCAUUACAAUAUACAAUUUUUAUUCUAAGUGUACAGACGGUGCGAAACACCUUUUCCUUCUGUUCUGGUAUUUUAUAAAAAAAAAUAUCAAAAUUUAUUUCUUUAAAAUAAAGAAAAAGAAUUUCUUACAAUA